AUGAUGUCUAUGGCUUCACCCGGGAAGCGGUCUGAGCUCCGACGACGACAGUCAGACCGACCCAAGCUAGGAGGAGCGGGGGUAGCUGCGCUGACGUUUAACUGCAAGUGCACCAUGUUUAAACCUGUGGGGACCUCACAAAAACAAUCCAGGCGUCGAAACAUGUCACCCAAUGGCUCCAGUCCUAGAGACUCAAAAGCAAUUCACAUCGGUGAAGAAGUCAAGAUAGCAGUGAACCUCUCAUUGGAGAGAUUCCGUUACUCGGAUGAAAAAGAGAUGGAAUUCCCGUCCUCGUUGUCCAGCAGUGAGAGGGCUUAUAUUCAUCGACUGGCACAGUCCCUGGGUUACGUUUCCAAGAGCAAAGGAAAAGGAUCCAGUCGUUUUCUGACUGUCAGAAAAAGGGAUGUUUCAGACAAACGUCAGCCCACUAUAUCCCUUGAUCUGAGCUCCAGCUCCUUGUACUUCAUCCGCAGCCUGCUUCAGAGAUUCCCCACCAGCAGGAAGGAACACACAGACAUGCAUCCCAACACAAAAAGUGGCAUGUCUUUGGCUACAGAAACCAACUGUGGCUUUGACCGGAACAGAGCAAGUGGGCGCCUGAACAAUGGCAUUCCUAUGGUUCCCAAGAAGAGGGCCCCAUCAGAACUGGACAUUUUCCGUUGCUCCCUACCUGUGCAUAAACACCAGGAGGAGAUAGUCCAGCUGAUCAGAGAAAACAAGGUGCUGCUUGUUUUAGGAGAGACUGGCUCUGGAAAAACUACACAGAUCCCACAGUUUUUGUUAGAUGAUUGCAGCAGGAACGGAAAAGCCUGCAGGAUCUUCUGUACUCAGCCUAGACGCCUGGCUGCCAUCGCCGUGGCUGAGAGAGUUGCAGCUGAGAGAGGCGAGAGUGUGGGCCAGACGGUGGGUUACCACAUCAGACUGGAAAGCAGGGUCUCUCCGAAGACACUUCUAACCUUUUGCACAAGCGGAGUCCUCCUCAGAACAUUGAUGGCAGGAGAUGCUAGCCUUACAACUGUUACCCAUGUCAUUGUGGAUGAGGUUCACGAGCGUGAUGGUCUGACUGACUUCCUUCUUACGAAGAUGCGGGAUGUUCUCCAGAGGAUUCCAACAUUGAAGCUGAUUCUCUCCAGUGCAGCUUUGGAUGUAGAUCUGUUCCUCCAGUACUUUGGCUCCUGUCCUAUAAUACAUCUGAAAGGGAAACAGUUUGAAGUGAAAGAGCUCUUUCUGGAGGACAUUCUGAGACAGACGGGCUUUAACAGAAAAGACGUGUGGAAAUACCAGGAAGAGACACAGAGAAAAGAGAUGAAACAGAAACGAUUGACAGAGUGGUGUGAGACAGUACGGAGCGGUUCUGCUUGUGAGAAGCGGACCCACAUGUUGACUCCAAGCUUCCUUUAUGCCAGCAGCUGUUGGGACAGAGAAGACGAGGGCCCCAUCCAGCUGAAUGAGAAUGAAGAGCGGCUUGAACCAUGGCUGCUGAGGGAGAUGGACUCCUGCAUUUCCAACAUUUUCUUGCAUGAAGAUCAGGAGAUUUUCAGUCAGCUCUUCAACCUCAUUCUAAAUGAAAGAGUUCCUGUCGACUACAUGCACAGCGAAACUGGGUCUACGGCUCUGAUGGUGUCAGCAGCACGAGGAUUUCUUCCACAAAUGCAGCAGCUGCUAUGUAUGGGUGCUGACAUCAACAUAAAGGCAUCUAACGGAUGGACUGCCUUAGAUUUUGCCAAACAUUUCCAGCAGACAGACGCUAUGGAUAUGCUCAAGUCUUCCAUUCCUAUGGGAGAAGUGAGCAACCUGGAGGAAUCAGCUUUAAUUCAGUGCAGCCCCACAGAACUGAGCAGUGAAGAACAAGAGCUCCUCAACCAGUACCACCACAGCUUUGAUGACCAGCAGGUGGACCUUGAUCUCAUUAUGAUGUUGCUCCACAACAUCUGCACCACCACUAAUGAGGGUGCUGUCCUCAUAUUUCUUCCUGGUUAUGAUGAAAUUGUGUCAUUGAGGGAUCGUAUCCUCUUUGAUGAUAAGAGGUUCUCCACACACUCUGAGAGUUAUCAGGUAUUCACACUGCAUUCAGAUAUGCAGACUCUGGAUCAGAAAAGAGCCAUGAAGCCUACUCCGUUUGGUGUCAGGAAGAUAAUUCUCUCUACUAACAUCGCUGAAACAAGCAUCACCAUCGAUGAUGUGGUCUUUGUUAUUGACUCAGGAAAGGUCAAAGAGAAGUCCUUUGAUACGCUCACUCGUGUUUCUAUGUUAAAGACUGUUUGGAUCUCAAAAGCCAGUGUUCUGCAGAGAAAAGGAAGAGCUGGCCGCUGUAGACCUGGGAUUUGCUUCCAUCUAUUCAGUCGUCUCAGAUUCAACAACAUGCAAGAGUUCCAGGUUCCACAGCUGCUGCGGAUGCCACUGCAGGAACUGUGUCUGCAGACCAAGCUGCUGGCUCCUUCAUCCUGUCCAGUUGCUCAGUUUUUGUCUAAAGCGCCACAGCCACCUCCCACACAUGCAAUCCAGAGUGCUGUGCAGAUGCUAAAGACAAUAGAUGCUCUGGACCAUAAUGAAGACUUGACUGACAUGGGGUUCCACCUGGCUGAUCUACCUGUGGAGCCCCACCUGGGCAAAAUGGUGCUCUGCGCCGUCGUGCUCAAGUGCCUUGACCCUAUUCUCACCAUUGCAUGUACCCUGGCCUAUCGUGACCCUUUCACCCUUCCCUCUGAAAGUUCUCAGAAAAGAGUUGCUCUGCAAAACCGCAAACGUUUCACUUCCAACACCUUCAGUGACCACAUGGCCCUGCUCAGAGCUUUCCAGGCAUGGCAGAAGGCUCGCAGUGAAGGCUGGGAGAGAUCCUUCUGUGAAAGGAACUUCCUGUCCCAAUCUACUAUGGACAUGAUUCUUGGCAUGAGGACACAGCUGUUGGGACAACUCCGCGCUAUUGGUUUUGUGCGUGCACGUGGGGGCAGCGACAUCCGUGAUGUAAAUCUGAAUUCUGAAAACUGGGCUAUUGUGAAAGCAGCCUUAGUCGCUGGCAUGUAUCCAAACUUGGUUCAUGUCAACAAGAAGACUUCGCUGCUGUCCAGUAACAGAGAAAGGAAAGUUAAUUUCCAUCCAACAUCAGUCCUGAGCCAGCUUCAGUUAAAGGAGAACAUCAGCUCAAAACCAGCUCAGACCCUUCCCACAGACUGGUUAAUCUAUGACGAGAUGAGCAGAGGUCACCGGAUGGCCAGUGUGCGCUGUUGCUCUGUGGUGACUUCCAUCACAGUGGCAUUGUUUGCAGGUGGUGCCAAACAUCUUGUCUCCGCCCUCCAUGAACCUGCUUUACAAAAGAGGAAUGAAAAUCCAUGGGAUGACAUGAGUGACAGUGACACAGAGGACCUAACGGAGAUAAAGAUCGAUGACUGGCUUGCUUUCCAGCUGGAAAGAGAGACUGCAGGACUGGUUUGUGAACUCAGACAGAAGUGGCAAGAUUUGUUCUUAAAGAGGAUGCGCUGCCCUUCCAAACCCUGGUCUCAACAGGACGAAGCUGUCAUCCAGACCUUAGUGUCUGUAUUAGGAGCUGAGGAUCAAGAAGCUGGCUUGCAGCAGCCUACAGGAAUUGGUCAGCGGCCCAGGCCUAUGGCAUCAGAGGACGGGCCCAGGUCAUCAGUAAGGAUCUCAAAGACCAGCCCCCAGCUACCCACUCACUCCACAAAUGACAAGCCACGCCGAAUGCUGAACUCUGACCUGCUGAAGCCUACCUCUCACAGCAGAGAUGGGGUCUCUCUAGCCACAAAGAAGCUCUGGGAUUGUCCCACUUCUUCUGCUAGUUCCUCCUGUUCUGUGAUUGUGGAUGGGCCCCCUGAAUCCUCAGGAAAGCCUGUGUCCCAGAAGCCUGCUCUUUCAUCAGUCCGAUACUUCAUAAUGAAGAGCAACAGCAUCAGAAACAUCGAAAUUUCUCAACAGAAAGGCAUCUGGUCUACUACACCAAGCAACGAGACCAAACUCACCCAAGCCUUUCUGGCAAAUAGCUUCAUCAUCCUCGUCUUCUCUGUCCAGGGCUCUGGACACUUUCAGGGCUAUGCUCGCAUGACAUCCAUGGUCCGCCAGGAUAGCUGUCAGGACUGGGGCUUCACGGGGCUCGGAGGAGUCUUCAGUGUGGAGUGGAUUCAUAAAGAAAGUCUUCCCUUCCCCUUCACCCAACACAUCCUCAACCCAUGGAAUGACAACAAGAGAGUUCAGGUCAGCAGGGACGGACAGGAGCUGGAGCCACAGGCUGGCAGCCAGCUGCUGUCACUGUGGGACAGGAACUUUGGGAAUCAGCUUCAUUAAGGUUGGACUCCUCAUAGACUAAAGGUCAUCCUAACUAUGCAACUGGCUGGCAACUGCCAGAUGUGCUGUCCAUGGAAGCGCUCAGGGCAUUAAUGUUGCACUUCUGCCUUGUUUUAUUGCUGUCUCAGCUGACGUGCCCUGCACCACCAGUUCAGACCUAAUGCUCUCAGUUCAAACUAUAGGUUUCACCUCUUCAGUGGCUUCCCAUUCUGUUAGAGAAAAAGCAUGUUGCUCUGUAGAUUUAACAUUGUUCUUGCUGUUGUCUUUGAAUGCAAUCGUUUGUUUCUAAUCGUUGUAAUGACCCUGUUUUUAUUUGACUGACUUCUCUGUUUUAUUUGUUCAUUAAAGAUCUUUCCUUCAUUAAAGAUGUGUUUAAAUGUU
Messenger RNA from Fundulus heteroclitus (mummichog), 4677 nucleotides. RefSeq names its product 3'-5' RNA helicase YTHDC2. Gene Ontology annotation, molecular function: RNA binding; protein binding; ATP binding. Lineage: Eukaryota; Metazoa; Chordata; Actinopteri; Cyprinodontiformes; Fundulidae. The transcript has 31 exons. The record is from RefSeq and is a predicted model, not a curated record. Bases 1 to 4296 code for a protein of 1431 amino acids. Gene Ontology annotation, cellular component: intracellular anatomical structure.